UUCACCGAGAAUGAGUUGCUCCGAAGCAAGGAUGAGCUCAGUGCCUUGGGUGACCCUGGCCCUCAGUCUCAUUACGGUACAUUUACAGCAUUAGCAGGCAAAGUCAAGGCAGCCAGCCAACAGGGUAUAAUCACUACUGUGAUGGACAGCGUUUCAUAUGGCAAAGACUAUCAAGAUUCAGAUUUCUUGGAUUUCAUCACAAUGCCAACAGAGUUGUUUCAGGAUUUGUUCGCCGACUACACCAGUGGCCACAAGAAUUGGUCAGGGACUCCUGAUCUCAGGCGGUAUAGCUACAUGGCCCACGUUCUUGAGGUUCACGGAGGCUUCAUGGCUAGCACAACACAGGAAAAGGCACAGAUACAGACCAGCUUCGUCGAUGCAGUCGCGGCGCUGGGUAAGACUGUACAGCCUCUUCGCGUCCCUGAUCAAGACCUUCAGGCGCUCAGUCAACCUGAUGAUCCGGGCAAGUCAGACGACUCUCCACUAGCAGCCUCAAAUCGGUGGCUUGUAGAGAAAUUGAAGUCAGGCUACACUUUCCUUCCCCAUACCAAAAUCACCGGUGAAAAGGAAAAAGUGAAUGAUUUCCUGGCCACUCCUAUAGCAACAGGGCCGCGCCGUGGAAGCAGACCCCAGGUUCCAAAAUGGGGUUUCUUCUUGCGCAGUAUGGCUGUCACUGCAUUCCCCGACUUGAAAAUCGAGGUACCCCUGCCCAGCGGUAGUGAA
This is a messenger RNA of Fusarium oxysporum Fo47, 723 nucleotides long. RefSeq lists its product as uncharacterized. NCBI's taxonomy places the organism in Eukaryota, Fungi, Ascomycota, Sordariomycetes, Hypocreales, Nectriaceae. The record is from RefSeq and is a predicted model, not a curated record. The transcript is spliced from 3 exons. The annotation marks the transcript as partial.